CAGCAUCCCUCGCGCGCCCCUGGCAACGGCGCGAGCUGCUGAGAGCAACUGGGAACGCGACUGCGAGAGCAGCGAACAGCCAGGGACGGGACAGGGAGCACCGGGGGAGCCGGGAACGGGAGCGCAGGGUUCGGCCAGGGACGGGACAGGGAGCACCGGGAACAGCUAGGGACAGGACAGGGAGCACAGCGGGGGCAGCUUGGAGCGCCGGUGCAAGGCAGCUGUGGCCGUACGUGACUCCUCCGGAAAGAAAAGCGGGAUUCUCCAUGGUGAAGAUGGUCAGACAUAGAGAACUUAUUGCAGUAAUAGUGCAACAGCUUGACAAGUUUAACCCUGAAAAUCAGAACGUGGAGGAUUUCUUGAAUGAAUCAGCUGUGAUGUUGCAGACUCUUAAGAUGACAGAAGAAAAAUUUGUAUUGGAUACACUAGCAGGAUGCACAGAAUAUAAAUCCUUAUUGGAUGUUGUAGUCAAUGCCUUUUAUGCUGAGGAUGGGAGAUACUGCCUGAUUCCGGAGCGUAAUCUCUACAUAGUUAUCUGUUAUCUGGCUACUUUUCAACUAGAAGAGCUUGGUCUUCAGCACUUCAGCAGAAUUGUGAAGUCCUUAGACACUGCAAAAAUGCAAAAGUUUCUUAGAUUCUUCUUCAAUAAAUUGCAUUUGAACACAUGGAUAAAAGAUGAAUGGAGUCACUUCUACGACUCACUGUAUGUAAAAGAGAAUUUGAUUGAUCCACUGCUAAGAUGGCAGCCAAAAGUCCAGCAACUGAUUGAACAACUCACAAAUAAAUUAAAUAAUUGUGCUACCACUGUCAAGACUUCUAAAGUCACUCAGCCAAAGGAAUUUAAUUUGACUGUGCCCAAACCACGUGCCAUUCCUCUACCUCUGCCAACACAUCUGCCAGUACUGGAAAAAAGACAGCCUGUUCCUCCAAGCACCUACAAACCUCCAAAGGAAAUAAAGCAACUAGAGGAAAUCAAAGAUAAAAAUUUCCGAAAAGCAAGCGAUCUGCUCCUGAAAGCAAAUACUGACCGGUUCAGGUGUGCAACCAUGAAGCCUGAAAAGAGAGAGAGCACACAUGACAGUAUGAAGAGUAAACCAUCAUUCCGGGCUCAGAAGAUCCAAAGUAAGAUUGACAAUAUACCCAUUAAACUAAACACUGCAGCUAUUUUGAGGGAGGGUGCCCUCUAUCAGAGGAAAAUGGAAGACGAGCUCAAGAGAAUUGAAAAUUUGGAACAAGGGUUUGGAGACCCAUCUGAAUUCUUGGAAUGGCAAAAACAGAUGCGUGGAAAAGAUUUGGAAGAACAGCUGGCUGAAAUAGAGUGUAGGAGGCUUCAAGGGAAACUCAGUCAUGAAGAGGCAGUCCUAGCCCAUCAGAAUGUAAUUCAAGAAAACAAGAAGAAAGCUGAUCUGUUGAGGGAAGAGAAAGCAGAGCUGAUGCACCAGCAUGCAGAGAAACGUCUACAGGAACAGAAAGAAAUGAAAGAGCUGGCGGAGCAGGUCAUGGAAGGACACAAGAAUGUAAAGCAAGUAAAAACAAAGCUCCAGGAAUACAAACAGCAGAUAGCUCAACAAGUUUCUGAAGAAAGUGGAGAACUUCUUCGGCAAGCUUUAAAAGAAGAGGAGGAGAAGGCUAAGAAAAGAUAUGAACUAAUUCAACAAAUACGAGCUCUUGAGUCUAUACCUGGCAUCAGACACAAGUUUGUUGACUUAACAGAGACUGGUGGCCAUGGUUUAUUUUGUGAAAUGUCAAUAGUGGAACUACGUGAACGCCUCGCUCUACUCAAAGAAGCACAGAAGGCAGCAGAGGAAGAGAAGAGAGACCAGAUAAUUCAUGAAAAACAAGCUAAGGAACAACUUAUUCUAGAAAAACUGGACCAGAUUUCCCAAUUCAGAGCAGAACUUGGACGAGCAGCUGCUUUAAAGCAAGAAGAAAAGAAAAGAAAGUCCCAGUCUGGUGAAAGGCCCAUGAAAGAUGAACGCAUUUUAAACCUGCAGAGGAAGAUUGUAGAAAAAAAAAUGGAGCGUAAAAAGCAAGCAGGACUCUUAAAGAUUAUCCCCCAGAAAACCAGCAUCAUGCCAAGCAAGGAUUCUUCGCAAGGGAACCAUUGGAGAGAACUGGAAGAGAUUCGGGAAAGACAGUUCAAACUCCUUCAACAUGGCUUCAUGGCCAGAGAAGCAGCUCAGAAAAGGGCUGCCUGUGUGGCUGCAAGAAUUGGAACCACAACCUAUAUAUUGCGCUCUGAUAUACAGUAAAAUACACUUGGAACCAAUUCAGGCCUGCUGGAAAUCUCCCAAUGUACCUAUGUACUACAAGGUUGAGUUUUAUUCUUUAUUUCACCUUGACAGUGUGAUUAGAAAAAUGUGGGUCUUACAAGCACAAUAGAAUAAAAAUGGGUGUGUUUCUUUAUAA
Molecule: messenger RNA, 2409 nt
Organism: Lepidothrix coronata (blue-crowned manakin)
Lineage: Eukaryota; Metazoa; Chordata; Aves; Passeriformes; Pipridae
Gene: CFAP99
Product: cilia and flagella associated protein 99
Exons: 17
Coding region: 267-2252 (661 amino acids)
Source: RefSeq, a predicted model, not a curated record